Molecule: messenger RNA, 483 nt
Organism: Penicillium alfredii
Lineage: Eukaryota; Fungi; Ascomycota; Eurotiomycetes; Eurotiales; Aspergillaceae
Exons: 2
Coding region: 1-483 (160 amino acids)
Source: RefSeq, a predicted model, not a curated record
AUGCAGUUUUCCGCGAACUUGUUGAUUCUUCUCGCUACUGCGGUAGUUUCGACUGCCGCCAGUAUUCCCGUACUCGUUCUAACCUUCGAUUCCAAUCUAGAUGUCCAACCCGCUCCCCUCAAGCAGCGAGACACAGAGAACGCACUCGUCGAGCGCGACUCUACCAAGUCCCCGGGCUGCGGCGUCGCAAACCCUACUAGUCUGGCCUGGGCGAAAUGCAUCAGGAUCGAGAAACACGAGCACGCCGUCGAGACCGACGAGGAAGCCAAAGCCGGCCGUCUGAAUCAUACCGUCGGCACCUGGACCGAGGGGGAGCCUUGGUGCUGGUUGAGCAGAGAUAUGGACCACCGCAUCAGCUGCAACGAUUUCAACAGUAAAUACGACGGUUCUCUGGAUGGAUUCUCGUGUCUGGCCUAUGAGAGUGGGGGCUUUGCCUGGGAGCCUCAGAAGACGAAGCACAAUAAUGGAGGCUGCAGUGCUUAG